AUGGACAAUAAGAACGCCCUUGGGCGAGGAAUUGAUACCAUUCAGAUAACAAAAGCCAGGGAAAUCCAUAUGCAAACUGUCAGGUCUCGAAUGCCUCAAGCAGUUCCAGUUCCAACGACCCAAACAGAUUCGAUGGGACCCGGAAACACCACGACGAACGUGGCACCACAAGUCGGUGGAUGCCAUAUACAUAGGCAUCGGGCCAAUAAUCCGAACAAUCCACCGUGCGCACAUUGCGGGGCUGUCAUUAUUCCAGCCCCAAAGGCGAGAUUUCCUGCUGAAGAUGAGCCCUCGAUAACAAUUGGAGAUUGGACCAUUUCAACUCGCAAGAAAACGAUUUUGAAUUCGGUGGAGAUGGAGCAGUGGGAGGAGAAGCUGAGGGGGCUUGCAUUACCGGAAAUGAUUUUUGGUAACAGUUUUGUGCGAGUGGAAAAUAAAGCCCAUGGAUUCGUCAUGGAGUUUAACGCGUUAGAAGCCUUGAAGGCGGUAAAACUAGAAGAUUCGGGUAUUAGGGUUUCUUACGCUCAUAAAUGGAUCUCGUCGAAGAAGCGAAAUAGGGAGAAAAGCGCUGACCUGCAGGAUACCUCGCUCGAGAUAGGACAUCACUACGAUUGGACAUAUACAACAAGCUAUAAAGGACAUUUUGAAGGCCCCAGCCUGAAAAGGGACGACCAAGAGCGAAUACCCAUUGAUAAAUUGUCUCGUCCUGACCCAAUUUUGUUUUACGAUGAUAUGAUUUUGUUUGAAGACGAAUUGGCAGAUAAUGGUAUUGGGGUGCUCAAUGUUAAAGUUAGGGUCAUGAACGAACGGCUUCUCGUUUUGAGCAGAUUUUUCUUAAGAGUCGAUGGAGUGUUGUUCAGGGUUUACGAUACUCGUUUGUUUGUUGAGUUCGAUGAAAACAAGUUGAUACGGGAAUACAAAGAGCACGAGGACACAUAUCAAAACGUUUUGGCGAAUAAGGCCCUUAAACACGUCCGAGACCCCAAAGCCAUGCUGAGAGACAGUAAUUGGGUGGCAAGUCAACUGCCAUUGCGAAAGCGUGAGUGCGAAGUGUUACAAUUGUGA
Lachancea mirantina is the source of this 1065-nucleotide messenger RNA. Lineage: Eukaryota; Fungi; Ascomycota; Saccharomycetes; Saccharomycetales; Saccharomycetaceae. The record is from the annotation of a GenBank genome assembly.